Molecule: messenger RNA, 1707 nt
Organism: Morchella importuna
Lineage: Eukaryota; Fungi; Ascomycota; Pezizomycetes; Pezizales; Morchellaceae
Exons: 1
Coding region: 1-1707 (568 amino acids)
Cellular component (GO): nucleus
Source: RefSeq, a predicted model, not a curated record
AUGGCCUGCCUCAAUUGCACGACGCGGGUCCUGCGGUUAUUCCUGCACGCAAAUCAACUCCCGCUGCGGCCACUGCCACUGCUGCGAACAGCAGGGCUGCAGAGAGUACCGGCGUAUGCGCGCCUCGCGAUACACCUGACGGCACGGAAGCAGAGUACUCUUGCGACGCUCGGCGGCGAGCUCACGGACGACGAUUAUGUGCCCUUUGACUACCACCUUGUGGGGACGGUGCCGGCCGCGAUAGGCACGGCGGUGCAGUCUGGGUGGCCGCCGCCGGUGCCGGAGGUGAGGCGCAUGGAGAGUGAGCCGGAUAUAGAGCUUACAUCGCCGCAUGGGGAGGGGGCGGCGUGGUGGGAUGGUGUGGAGGAGCUGGCUGCGGUAGAGGAGGGGGAGGGGAAGAAGAUGGUAGGGAUUUUGAAGAGGGAGGCGUAUUGGACUUUGGAUGGGGGUGAGCAGACGUAUAGUCUGACGCCGAAGAAUAAUAAGGGGAAGAGAAAGAGGGAGAGGGAGGAGAGGGAGAGGCUGGCGGCAGCGGCGGCGGCACUGGCUCCUGCAGAAGAGAUAAAGGAGGUUGAUGUUGCCGUAGUGGCGCCUGCGGUGGAAGAAACGACCGCCAUAGCGGGGGAGGAAAAAACCGACACAGCGGAGGGUGUGAGCGCAAAGGAGGGCGAAGAAGUCGAUGGAACGACCAAUAAUUCAGAGGCGGACUCCGCGGAGGGUUCAGAGACAGCUUCUGCGAAAGCUGCCAGGAAGGCCGCGAGAAAGGCCUGGGAAGAAAAAAAGGCUGCCCGAGAGGCCAAGAUCGCUCUAAAGGAGGCCCGGAAGGCCGAGCAAAGUCUAGAGAAGAACCGGGAGAGAAGGAAACGAAGAGCGGCAGAACGGGAGGCCGCCGGCAUCGCCACAGCAGAAACGGAAGGAGAUUCCUCAAAAACUCAUAAAUACGAUCAAUUCUUCUCGGACACACGAAAAGCCACCAGCACCGAACAUACCCCGCAGGCCCCGCGAGCUCCCCGGGAACACUUAAAAUCGUCGGACCAGAAAUCUGCCCUCGAAACGCCCAGAGCUCCCCCAAGACUUACCCUCCAAAAGCAGAAGCGGUUUGGUGCAGCACCGGAUGUACUUGAGGGCCCUGAGUCUCUUGAAACCGACCAAUACACGAACAAAUGGGACCUUCAAAUCCCGGAGACGGACCGCGAGCCCACUCGUCUCCAGAAAUGGGUUGCUACUGCUCCCCGGGACAAGGUCGAGCCCUGGCACAUCUACAAGGCGCGGCUGCAGGCGAAGUUCAAGGGGCAGGCCUGGGCGCCCCCCAAGAAGCUCUCGCCAGAUGCGCAGGAGGCCAUCCGGGUGUUGCGCAAGAAUCACCCGGAGAUUACGACCAAGAUGCUGGCUGAUAAGUUUGAGGUGAGCGGGGAGGCAAUCAGGAGGAUUUUGAAGAGUAGGUGGAGGGAGCAGGUGAAGACGCCUGAGAAGGCGCAAGAAUGGGCCGAAAAGUGGGCUAAGAGAGGCGAGAAGGUGUUCCAGAGGUGGGAGGAGGCGGGGAUUGUAACGACGAAGAAGAAGAUGAAUACGAUGGAUAUAAAAAAGGUUCUCGAUGAGAGGCUAAAGGCUGAGAGGCUAAAGGCUGAGAGACUAAAGGCUGAGAGACUAAAGGCUGAGAAGGUACCGACGGUGAAUACGAGUAGUGUGUCGGAUAGACUCUUAUAG